Molecule: messenger RNA, 7766 nt
Organism: Chilo suppressalis (striped riceborer)
Lineage: Eukaryota; Metazoa; Arthropoda; Insecta; Lepidoptera; Crambidae
Source: the annotation of a GenBank genome assembly
UUAAAGUCCCAAUCAAUAUAAUUAAAAAUUUAAUAACAUGAUAAUUCAUUAUGACGACAACAAGUAAAUCAUCUACACAAUAACAGACUCUACCAUAGUUUUUUUAAUUAAUUCUCCAAAAUUUUCUGUGGUCUCCGUUAAAUUGCUUUCAGUUUGCUGGUCCGUGGGCUGUGGAGGCAAGUCCGAGGCAUCUUGCGUAACGUGGUCAGCGUGGUCCAAGCUCAACAGGGUGUUGUGACUGAACCAGUUCUCAUCGUUCUCUACUGACUGUAACUUAUUGCUACUUUGAUAUGGCAACGACAUCAGAGUGGAAUAUUGCGAUUCACCUUUGUUUUCACCGUCCACACACUCUGAAGGAUUAUUUUUGUACACUUCAUAUUGAUUUUGAGGCAUAUUGUGGUAUUGCAGGGAGUUGUGAUCGUUUACAUUAGUGUUUGACUUAUGUAAGUAAUGCGGCACAUACAUGUGACCGUAAUGACUGAACAUAUUUAUUUGGGAAUUGUGCGCGAAUUCUUCAAAACUUGUUGCAGAGAAGCUCUGUAAACCUUUGAAAUGAUGAUUUUCAUUAUGAUGAUCGUAAGUAUAAUUGAGAUCACAGGGGAAUCUUUGCAUGUUGUUUGGCAUUGAUUCAUAAGCCAUUGUGUUAGCUACAGAGUAAGGUGGACCUUUACCUUGGAGAAUAUUCGAAGUGUAUGGAUCAGCGAGGUUAUGAUGAGUGUUUACAUUUUGAUAAUGCAUAUUAUUUUCAUUUAUAUUUCUAUUGUUCACUGCAUCAUUUCGGUAUCCAUAAGUCAUAUCUCCCUGCAUGUUAUUGAGAUUAACAUUUGUAUUUAUGUCACAAUGAACGUUGUUGAAAUUUCCAGCAUUAACACACGAUUCAACUUCUACUCUCGGACUUAAACUGACAUCACGCAAUAGGCCUUCUUCGUGCCGCUGACAAUGUUCUCUAUCAAACAUGUUAGGAGCGCACUUUGAAUUGGCGACAUUAUGUACUUCCGCCCAUUGCCUUCUGGCCGCCUCCUGGUGUUCCUCGUUCUUCUUUUCAAGACCUAUUCUCAUUAGAGUAUGAAUAAAAUGUGUCCGGACUCUUACAGGAUUAAAUUCUAUCCGACCAGUAGUAUUUCCACAACCGUCUCUUGUGCAUCCACAUGGAAAGUUAAGUCUGUCAACUUGACACUUUAUUCCAGCUAAACUACACGAACAACUCUCAGGAUUACACGCGCCCUUACAAGAGCAUCCACAAAAUUCACGAGACGUCCUAAUGUCUCUACAUUCAUCUUUUUCGUAACCUUCAAUUUUCCUAACGCCUGCAGCACGCAAUAAAGCUCUCCUUUGUCUAGUUGGAAUAGGCUGCAGAAAGUAAUAACUAUCUAGAUCUAGUUCUGACUCUGAUAUAUCGCUAGUUUCUUCCUCGGUGUCACUGUCUUCACUCGACGACAAAGAUGCGCCUUGCAAAGAAUGACGUUCACUCUUUAACUGUUGUAAGAUUUGUCUGUGCAAUCGUCUCUGUUCUAAAGCAUGUUCCGCUAAGGUAAAUGUUUGUUCGUGAGUGUGUUCCCAUUCCAUUCCUAAAGUGGAGCCACCUUGUGAUGGGACACAAGUGAACCCUUGAGCUCUAGGGAAGUAAUAUACCGUUACAUUGUCAAACUUAAUACUUUCCUUUUUUCUUUUCGCGUGUGGUUCAUCCGUAUCUUCACUGUAGUGUUUUCGUUUAAGACUACUUUUAAGGGACUUUUGCGAUUGCGUUAAAAUUGGAUGAUUACUGCUAUUAUCAGAUUUAUCAUCUAAAGCUACGCUUAUAUUAUUUUCAACUGGUCUUGAUUCUUCUGGAGGUUUGUUGACUAAACCGCUCGUACAUGGCAAUGAUAAAUUAAAAGAAGGCGCUUUAGUAUCUUCAUUUGUUUCGGAUCCAAUUCCCGAGUCACUACCGUCCGAACGAUCUUGAACUUCUUCUUCUCUGUCAUUGGGUGCUCCAUCAGGAGGUAAGCUACCCAAUGCCGAAUCUUCACUAUCAGCUGACGCUGUAUCUGUUUUUAUAUCUUCGAUAUCACUUAACGUAUCACUAUCAUCUAUUUUUACAGCAAAAUCUAUUUUACUAUCACUACUCUCAUAAAACUGAGAGUUGCUAUUGCUAUUUACAUGAUUUUGAUCUUCAUUACUGCUCAAAUCACUGUUACCAUCACUAUCACUGGCUUUUUCGUCUUUUGUCUCACAAAAGGACUCUUGUUCCGUUCCGACUUCUUCAGCUGGUUUUACUUCAAGUUCAUUGUUACUAUUUGGUUCCUCCCUCUCAGGGAGUUGUUGUACGGCAGGCUCAUCCAUGACUAUUUAAAAGUCUGUGGCCUCGACAAGCUUCAUCGGUAUGUGUGUGCUCCUUUAUGAAGUCUCCAGUCCAUGGCGAUUGCUGAGAAGCCUUUUGAUAACCAGCGUUUUAUCAUAAUCACAAUGAAUCGUCCAAUAUAAUUAUAAGUUCACUUUGCCACACAAAAGUCACUCCAGUUGUACCUAACAUUAAGGUUUACUUUCAACAUAACCACCAGCGCACAGUUGUAUUUUAGCCCUAUUUAUUUAUUUUCCGCCUUAUUUUGACAGUGAUAUUCUGGACACUAUAUAACGUUUGUACACUGUGGUUUUCAACCGAGCACCAUUAUCGUUUAUCAGUAUGCACAGGUAAACGACCUUCAAACGGAGAUAGAAUUUGAAAUAUUGAGCAUAAAAAUACACUCGCGCAAAGAGAGCCACUUUUACUACACCAAUCUCACAGCUCCCACCUCUCGUAAUCGCGUUGGACGACUCGAGCGACGCAGGCAAGUUUUUAUGCGGCACAAUACUGUGUGCGUCGGGUGAGUUGACUCAUCGUAUGUUGGGAUGCCUUUUAAAAUGAGUCGUAUAGCAGCUGCGUUGUUCGACGUGACGUUGCCUCGCCCCGCGCUCCCCGCACGCCCCGCCCCGGCCUUGCGUCCCUCCGCACCGCGAUCACCCGCGGGCUCGCGCAAGCGCGUUCCGUUUCUUGCGAAUGCAGUGAUACCACGUUGUAAAUAAAAAAAUCUUAAUACAAAAUGAUCAUUUUAUAUUGCAGUGAGGAGUGCUGGAAUUGAAAUUUCAUUUAACAAUAAGCAGAUUCAUACGUAUUAUUAUUCCCGUGGUACGACUCUAUUAUUAUCGUGGUAUUUUCCAUCUCGGUUUUCGGAAAAAAAUAACUUGAACGAUGAUUUCUGUAUUUUCUUCAUCAUCUUAACGGCCUAUUAAUUUCCCCACUACUUCUAGUUCUAGUACACAUAUUCCUUGCCUAUGGAUGGAGUAGGACUUCUGUAUUUUAACAUUUGAUAUAAUAUAUUAAUACAGGUAGAGACUACAUUUUAUAAUAUAUAGGUACCUAUAUCAUUUAGUAUUUUUUAUGAAUUAUUGUAAUAUUUACAACUCAAUAUAAUUUUAGGCUUACCUUAUUAGAUAACAAAACGUUGUAUUUUGCUUAAAGCUAAAUUGAUACUUUAGUUUUAACUUAACGACAGUGGAAAAGGAAAAUCGCUCAAAUGCCACUUUGGUAACUUUACAGAAACGAGGAUCACAGUUUUUUUUUUACAAAAAAAACUCAUUUCAUUUUGUAAAUGAGAAGUAGCGCCAUAAAAAUAAAAACAUAUUCAUAAAAUAAUAUCUAUUAAAAAUAUGAUCUGAUUCAAAUGAUUUAAGUAUAUAAAUCAUUUUCGACCAAGGUGGCGUAUAAGCGAAUUUGCCUCUCCACUGUCGAUAUCACUUUCCAAAUUCCCAUAAAUUAUGGUAGAGCUAGAGUCGGAACACAGGUUCACAACUCACAACCUUUUGCUCUUGGGCCAGCUCGACAGGUCUCGACCGACAUAAACUGUAUGUACGUCUACGUCAUGGUAAGACGGUUUAUACAUAGGUAGUGAACCCGCCAUUAUAUCUUCCCUGGUAUAUCUUUUAAGUACAUAUGUACUCAUAGAAGUUAUAAAUCAUGUUGUUGUAGAGCAAUGAACUUAUAUGGGUAUUAAACAAUAAUAGCAUGCUUUUGUAGCUAUAUUUAAAAUAACUCACGCUCGCCUUUAUAAUGAUAUUGCAAACACGAGAUGGCAAAGUAGCGUCAUCUCUCUGAUACGUAGACAAACUAUUUAUAUUGAACGUAAACAUCGCCCCUGAUACGUAAGGUAAUCGGCCGCUUGGGCUAUUUUCGAAGACGUCAACAGUGCACAGUUAUUGGCAUUAUUUUGAAUUAGGUGGGUAUGUGGUAGUAGUAGGUGGUGAAUGUACGUCAGCGACGCGGAUGGUACACUAGCUUCACUAGCGUUCUUCAAAUAAAUUGGCACUCGAAAGCGACAUAAUACGGGGCGAGGUGGGUAUACGUACCAACCGCUGUGUAUACGAUAAUCAAUAGAUAUUUUCAGGAGGCUUUCGUGGAGGGCGAAUGCGACGACCGCAGCCCACGUAGCGCCCUCUCGCUCGGCCCUGUAAUUUACGUAGAGCAUGGAAAAUUUUGCGAGAUUGCUGCUUAAUGAUUUUUAUGUCAUUAUUAUUAAAAGUGCAGUAUAUUUAUUAAGUGUCGGGUUCAUCGUCUACUUAUAGAUAAAUCAAUUCCCUUUCAACCAAAUCAAAAAACUUAAUCAUGACAAAAAAACUAACACUUCCGUAAAAGAAUAUUCGGCGAAAAUAUGGCACACUUUUCAGGUAGCAUCAAAACUUCUUCAAGUUUUUAUUGUUUUGUCAAAAAAAUAUUUAAGUUUAUGGUUAAAAUCCUAUGUAUUAUGUACUAUGUGGUAUUACUUAUGACAAACAAGAUCUUGAGUUUUAAAUUUAUUUGUUUAUUCAAUUCGUAAACACGAGAAAAUCUUAUGAUGGUUGAAACUUAUUAUUUUUAUCUAAAAUAAAAAUAAUAACAAGCAUCUUUAAUCAUAAUCACUGUUCAAUUUAUUAAGUUAAUAUGUAGCAGUAUAUCAUUCACAUACUUAGUGCCUACUGACAUGAUUUUUCAUUUAAUUAUACCUAAUAAUACAACGAAUCACAAGCUAAAAAAAUAAUAAGCCACAAAAGGUGGAUCAGUGAUUUUGACAUCCGAAUAAGACUGGUGAGUUGUAAACAGUUUUGACUACGACAACAAUGUGGCAGUCAAGUCAAGAUAUUUGUUUGGUAGAUCCCUCGCUUUACAUCACAUUUCGUUGCUUUUUUUAUCUCACUUCUAACGGUAUUCUACGUGCCGGCGGCGGCAGCGGCGACGCGAGCAUUGCACAUAUACCUAGCUGGUUUUUCAAGCCUGGUGACACCAGUACCGCGAGCUCAUUGCGGCGCUGGGAUGCGGAGCCCUCUCGCUGCGAGGACGUUAUCUCGCAGAAGGAGGCGGCUGAGAGGGAGCGGGAGGAUGAUCCUCUGGCCGCUCCCUCCCGCCAAAGGAGGACGGUUUUAACAAAUUGUUUAAAGUCAAAUAGAGAGAAUGAGGCUUCAACAUGAUUAUCUUUGAAUAAAGUACUUUGGUGAAAGUGGGCCUCAGUUUUCGGUAAGAUUAUUGUUUUCAUACACCACCUGUCUGAGAAUUCGUGAAGAUAGCUGAAGCGGCAGAGAAGUGUGUUGUUCCAACCAGCUAAGUCUUGCCUGCUUGAACAAUCCCACUCCCGUACCACAUGGAGUCUUGAAAACAUAUUCCAGCAGAAACACCAAACCCACGAGGUUAUUUCACUACUUUUCCGUUAAGUGGAAAUUCAUCCUCAGGAACCCUCCUCGUAUUGAACAGUGAAAAUCCACUACAUCUUCUACUUUUUCAUUUACUUCUAGUUUUAUUCAUAAAUAAUGCAUUUUUUAAAUCAAGAAAGAAGCUGAAAAAAGUGUGGUUUUUGAUACACAUGAUACUUUUGAAAGGCAAAUUUUGUAUGAAUAAAAGGCAUUCAAAAUAUUACUUGAGAAGGUUUUAGUGGAAUAAACUUCCAAAAUAUCAACACCUGGAUAAGGUAGUAGCUAGGUUUUUGAGUAUUCCAUGGCAACUUAACAUUUUCCGGGAUAUCAAGUAUCCUAUGCCUCAAUACAAGGUACCUAUAAUAUCUCUGUGGUAAAUUAUAUUCUAACAUAUUGAGCCGUUUUUGCGUGUAGGAAUAUAAAUCUUUAAAAAGUAUAUUUAGCAGAAUUAAGAUUGUCAAUAAAAAAUAUAUCUGAUUGCCAUAAGUUAAACAUAUAUCAAAGUAGAUGCUUUCCUUGUGCUUUUUGGAAAAAAAACUAAGAUGUUGAGGCUCCUUGUAGAGUGGUCAUAACCUUAGCUAAAGAGCUUGAGCGAUUUUCUUAAUACAAGUGCUUUAUUUGGCUAUUUACCUAGGAUUUGGGAUAAUAUAAUUGAAGAGUGUUAUAAUCAUAAUUUAUUUUUAAUCGAUAAAAAAAUGAUCAUAUGGGAAUUUGCAUUUCGUUGCUUGUCAAGUGCAUAUUUGUUGGAUGUUGGUCCUUGGUCAAUCGGAGGGAAACUAGUUCCAACAUUAUGUUAUGGCUUUUCUUUUACUAUUCACCGAUGAUAAUGAAUUAACUUUUAUUCUGUUUUCUUCCGAGAAUGAUCUCUUAUCAAUUUCGUGGAGACCCUUAGCACGAACCAAUAUCGAAUUCGUAACGUUUGUGUGUCCGAAAUGUCACUGUCAAAUGUGUACUCGUUUUUAGUUCUCGUUACGUACUUUGCGGCGCUGCUGUUCAAGUUUCCAUACAAUGACAUUUCGGACUCGCAAACUAUUCGAAUCGAUAUUGGUGUCAUUGUCAAAUGUGUAAAAUUACUAAAAUUUGAAACGUCAAAGCGUACUUAGUGAAGAUAAACAAGUUACUUACUAAACAGGUAAAUAUGAACUGUUUUCUCUAUCAAAAUAUGUAUUUCUAAUAGAUUGUGUGAUAUUUAUUGAUUAAAAUAAUCACCACGAGACAGACGUUACGUAUAAUAGUUGUACCACUACUGCUUAUGUAACGGUAUUGAUAACCGUGCCAGCCUUAACGUCCGGCCUUGUUAUUACAUUUUGAACUCUAAGUCACUUGCAAUAGAGCAUCAGUAGUACUCUCAGCAAAGAUACCAGAAAACCGACACAAUCAAAUUUAUUUAUUUUUUACUUUGAAACAUUAUUUGCAAUCUUUGUUCUGAAUCCAACUCGAAGUUGGGUAUAAACGAAGUUCAUUAAUUCAAUAACCUCCGCAGCGAAGUGUAUUAGCUUGGAUAGUAUUAGUGUAGCGUAGUAGUAGUGUGUGUAUUAGUGUAGUGUAGUAUAGUAAGCGAAUACACCGGUUUUCAAGGUGUCGCCUGCUCAAAGAAGACGUCUUGGGUUCGUAUCCAGAUGGGGGAAAUGUUUGUAUAACGAAUACGAGCUUUCUACCUAUUUGAUGUUUAUAUACGAGUAAAUACAGAAUUAUACGUAUUUGGGUAUCAUUAAAUGUAUUUUAUUCAUUACCCUAAUAUAACAUAUCGCAAGCCUUUAAGUGCUUACUUUGACGCCAGGCUGAUUGGCGUUAAGUGUUUACUUUGACGUUAGGUUGAGGGUAAGAAACAUUUUUGGUUAUACUUGACAGCUUAAACCAACCUGAAAAAUUGGGGUAAAUUAGAAUUUUCAAAAUUGUUGUACUUAGAACUUGACUAAAGAAAUUUUUACUUUGACUUUGAAUAGGCAUUCGGGUCUUGAGCGAUGGUAAAUACUCUUAUGAAAAAUCCAUUUUUUCACGAUUGCAAAAGUCAGUCGAUCAAUCCCCAUAUUUGAUGGAGAAUUUAUUCAUAAUCUGUUUUUCUAAGCUUUUUCGUCACUCGGUUGGAA